GACUUGUACCGGGGAGAAAGGGGACACGUACUCUACGCUGCAAAGUUGUAAAAGUAGUUUCCCUUGAAGUUUUUUUUUUUUUUUUUUAAUCCCCACACCACCAGUUCAGACUCCGUGCUUCCCCAGCCUGCGACCCCCCCACACAACCAUCAUGGCGAAGCGGUCAGGGGAGAAACCUCUGUUUUUGAGAACGAAUGCGCGCGCUGCUUUCCGGGAUAAACACCUUGGCUUGCACGGGGGCUUCGUGGCUUUUUCGCGGAGCUUCGUUUUAAUCUGCUUGGCACUUUCUGGUGGAUAUUGCGGAGCCGAGACGGAGUUUUCCAUCCUGGAAGAAGCGCAAGUUUUGGCCGAGCAGAUGAAAAAGCUGUCCUCUCAGGAGCUGGGAGUCUUCACUAUGCAGAGGAUUUUCAGCUCAUUUGUGUACACCGAGAAGACAUCAAACGGAGAGACAGAAGUGCAGCAGCUGGCCAAGAAGAUUCGGGAGAAGUUUAACCGAUACCUGGAUGUGGUGAACAGGAACAAACAGGUGGUGGAAGCCUCAUACACUGCCCACCUCACCUCUCCACUUACUGCGACACAAGACUGCUGCUCCAUACCAGCGUCGAUGAUGGAGUUUGAUGGAAACUUCAAUACCAAUGUCUCCAAGACCAUCUGCUGUGACAGACUUUCCCCCACCGUCAACAGCCGAGCUUUCAACCCCGGACGGGACCUCAACUCAGUGUUGGCAGACAACCUGAAGUCCAACCCGGGGAUAAAGUGGCAGUACUUCAGCUCAGAGGAGGGCAUUUUCACCGUCUUCCCUGCCCACAAGUUCCACUGUAAAGGAAACUACGAGCACCGCAGCAGGCCUGUGUACGUGUCUGCAGUGCGUCCACAGUCUAAACACAUUGUGGUUAUGAUCGACCACGGAGCAUCUAUAGCUGAUACCCAGCUUCAGAUCGCCAAGGACUCGGCACUGGUCAUCCUCAAUGCCAUAGAUGAGCACGACAAGAUCUCCAUCCUUUCGGUGGCAGAAACCGUUCGCUCCUGCUCUCUAGACCAGUGUUACAAAAGUCUGCUGUCUCCAGCCACCAGCGAGACCAAAAGGAAGAUGAGCACCUUUGUGUCGAACAUCAAGGCGUCUGAUGGAGCCACGCAGCACGCAGCUGGCUUCGAGAAGGCCUUCCAGCUGCUCCGAAACACCAGCAGUCACAGCAAACAGAGCGCGACAGACAUGGUCAUCAUUUACCUGUCGUCCGGUAUCACCUCUCGAGAGUCAUCAGAGCUGGUGAAGAGAGCCACGCUCAGUGUGAUCCGACAGGAGAACCGGCACCUCAACAACUCAGUCAUGAUCCUCACGUAUGCUCUCAUAAAUGAGGGAGUUACAAGCCUGAAGGAGCUGGCCUUCCUGAGGGACCUCGCAGAGCAGAAUUCGUUGAAGUAUGGCGUCGACCAAUCAUCCGACCGAGACCGCUCGUCCGGGUCAGCUGGAGCUUCCGUGAUGCCGGUGGUGAAGGGCAGCAUGAUGGUGCUGAACCAGCUGAGCAACCUGGAGACGGCAGUGGGCCGCUUUUACAUCAACCUGCCCAAUCGCAUGAUUGACCUGGCUCGCUUCAGCCUGCCCUACUCUGACCCGAUGGGAGAUGGGUUUAUCAUGACUGUGAGCCGGCCAUGUUAUUUUGGUAACCUGCUCCUGGGAGUGGUCGGGGUGGAUGUGAACCUGGCGUACAUCCUGGAGGAUGUCACGUAUUAUCAAGACUCCCUCGCGUCAUACACCUUUCUCAUUGACAACAAAGGUUACACCCUGAUGCACCCCUCACUGACACGGCCCUACCUGAUGACAGAGCCUCCCCUGCACACAGAUAUUAUCCACUAUGAGAACAUCCCAGGGUUCCCUGCUGUCCGGCAGAAUAUCCUCAGUCUCCCUUUGGGCAGUCAGAUCAUUGAAGUGCCUGUUAACUCCUCUCUGUCCUGGCACACCAACCGUCUCAGAGACAACCGCAAGGAUGCGUACAAUGUCAGCUACGCCUGGAAACUGGUUCAGGACACUUCGUUCAUCCUGUGCAUUGUGUACAUUCAGCCGGAGAUUCCAGUGAAGCAGCUGAAGAACCUGAACACAGCUCCCAGCUCCAAGCUGCUCUAUCAUCGUUUAGACCUGUUGGGCCAGCCAAGCUCCUGCCUGCACUUUAAACAGCUUGCCACUGUCGAGUCCCCGACUGUGAUGUUGGCAGCUGGUAGUUUUUCUUCUCCCUAUGAGCACCUAAGUCAGCCAGAAACAAAGCGAAUGGUGGAGCACUACACUGCCUACCUGAGUGAUAACACCAGGCUCAUAGCCAACCCAGGCCUCAAGUCCUCUGUCAGGAACGAGGUUAUGGCAACUAGUCACGUUACGGAUGAGUGGAUGACACUAAUGGAAAUGAGUAGCCUCAACUGCUACAUUGUGCGCCGUUACAUAGCAACGCCCAGUGGGGUGCUCCGGAUUUACCCAGGAUCGCUGAUGGACAAAGCCUUCGACCCGACCCGCAGACAAUGGUACCAGCAUGCUGUGGCUAACCCUGGCCUCAUCACUUUCACGGGGCCAUACCUGGAUGUGGGCGGGGCCGGAUACGUUGUCACAAUCAGCCACACCAUCCAUGCCUCCAGCUCUCAAAUGGCACCUGGCUAUGCUGUUGCAGUGAUGGGUAUAGAUUUCACCCUUCGCUACUUCUAUAAGGUCCUACUGGACCUGCUACCCAUCUGCAACCAGGACAAAGGCAACAAGAUCAGGUGCUUCAUCAUGGAGGACAGAGGGUACCUGGUUGCUCACCCUACUCUCAUUGACCCCAAAGGUCAUGCCCCUGCAGAGCAACAGCAUAUCACACACAAGGAACCACUGGUGGCCAAUGACAUCCUAAAUCACCCUAACUUUGUCAAGAAAAACCUCUGUAACAGCUUCAGUGACCGCACAGUCCAGCGCUUCUACAAGUUUAACACCAGCAUAGUGGGAGACCUCACCAACCUGGUCCAUGGUAGCCAUUGUUCCAAAUACCGUCUGACCAGAAUCCCUGGCACCAAUGCCUUUGCCGGCAUCGUGAAUGAGACGUGCGACUCUUUGGCGUUCUGCGCCUGCAGCACAGUAGACCGGCUCUGUCUCAACUGCCACAGAAUGGAGCAAAAUGAAUGCGAGUGUCCAUGUGAGUGCCCUCUGGAGGUCAAUGAAUGUACAGGCAACCUCACCAAUGCUGAGAACAGGAACCCCAGCUGCGAGGUGCAUCAAGAGCCCGUCAGUCUGAAUGUGAUUGAUCCCAGCCUGCACGACACACUGCCCCAGUGUAUCAACACCCGCUGUAGCCAGAGAUACACCAGCAGUGACUGUUUCGGCGUGUUGGACUGCGAGUGGUGCAUGGUGGACAGCGAUGGAAAGACUCAUCUCGACAAGCCGUACUGUGCCCUGCAGAAGGAGUGUUUCGGGGGCAUUGUUGGUGCUAAAAGUCCCUAUGCGGAUGGCUUGGGACUUAUGGAUGAGGAAGUAGCCUCUUUGAACAUGAUCAAGAGCGCCCCUGUGGGUCCAGUCGCUGGGGGUAUUAUGGGAUGCAUCAUGGUGUUGGUGCUGGCUGUGUAUGCAUACAGACACCAGAUCCACAGGCGCUCGCACCAGCACAUGUCUCCGCUGGCUGCACAGGAAAUGUCAGUGAGAAUGUCCAACCUUGAUAAUGAAAGAGAUGAGAGGGAUGAAGACAGUCACGAGGACAGAGGAAUCAUCAGCAAUACUCGAUUUAUAGCUGCGGUGAUCGAGAGACACACUCACACUCCCGAGCGGAGACGGAGGUACUGGGGGCGGUCUGGGACAGAGAGUGAUCACGGCUACAGCACCAUGAGUCCACAGGAGGACAGCGAGAAUCCGCCGGGAAACAACGACCCGCUUUCAGCCGGCGUUGACGUCGGCAACCACGACGACGACCUGGACCUGGACACGCCCCCCCAGACGGCAGCGCUGCUCAGCCACAAGUUCCACCCCUACCGACACUCGCACACGCACCACCACCCACUGCACACGCAUACGCACCACCUGCAAGCGGCGGUGACCGUGCACAGUGUGGACGCAGAGUGCUGAUCGGCAGCGUGGCGUUCGCCCUCCCAAAAGGGGGAGUUUUGUUUUUGGUUGGGGGUUUUUUAAAAACUGUUUAAAAAAAACAAAACAAAAACAUUUGUGCGUAAGGAAAGAGCGCACAUGGAUGGAGGGAGACACCACAGGUAGACCUGGUAUCUCUUUGCCUCUUGAGACUUCUACCCUGAAUUAACGAUGCUUCAAGAUCUCAUUGUGCCAACAUCUCAGUCUCAAGCCCUCUUUCAUUUAACCACAUUUAAAACCGGGCACAUUUACACUGUUGUUACAUAAACUGAAAAUGAACAGACCUGGGUCAGUGGAUGUAACCAAAUGGGAUUCUCUGUUAUUUUCUGAAGGACACAAGAGCACAUCACAGCCUUCAGAAACAAACAAAAAGCUGUGUGCACCAUUUUUUUUAAUUUUUUUUGGCCUUCACUGAUGACAGGACACAACUGGAAGCUAAAAGCCUUGAAGGAGGACAAGGAUUAUUAUUCUACAGGACCAGUGGAUCUAUUGCAGUACAAACACUCACAUGGACCCUUUUUUGAACAGGGCCAAAUCCCAAACUCCAUGUAGGGUUGUUCAGUACGGGAAGAACAGCACUCCUUAUAAUUGUGGAAACUGUGGAACAUCACCGGUGGAGAGUGAAAGUACUGUGAUUUGAACAGAGAACUGGAUCUAGUGGGAUUCUAACAUGGCCUCUAUUUCAACUGUACUCUCCUUAAUUCUGCAGAAUAAAGCUCUGGAGUUUUUUGUUUGUUUUUUUUUUUCCUCUCUGUCUUUUCUGAAAAGCGGCGGUCUUCAUCCAAAGCAGCGGCUGCUGGUCUCUCGCGGCAGUGCGGGACGACAUCUGGACACUUUCAUGAAUGUUUGUGAACAUCAGAGUAGGAACAAAAGCUUCAACAGUGACAGAAACACAAGAAGAAACACUUUAAAGAGGAGAAUAUUAUUUUUCUACUAUUUAUUAAAGGUAGAUUUUCAAGACAGGAAAGCAGCACAAAAAAGACAGCAGUCAGGGUGCGUGAGACACAUCGGCCCAUUUCCUGCAACCAGUGCAUUAAUAUUGGGGUUCCAUUAUUUUCAUUUUUUUUUUUUUCCUUAAAACAUCUGUGAAUUUAUUUUGGGUUUUAAUAAUAUCAGCAGCACAACAGACUAUGGGAUAAUUUUUUUCUUUUCUUUUUCAGCAGACUGAGGGAUUCCAGUGCAGCUCAUUUGCAUUUUCUUUCAAAUGUUCUUUUUACUUUCUGUCAGCAGGAGCAUUAUUCAAAUAAUCUCCUCCCCUGGAUCCCCCUUCUAAGUGCACUCAGUGGUCAGUGUGUGAUGUACACUUGUCCAGUCAAAGGGAUCUAAUACAACAGUCCUCCCAUAAAGUCUGCUUUUAGCAGUGACAUUUCUCCUCCUCAUGUAUACAAGUAGGGAGGACAAAAAAAAUUAGAAACACUUCUCUUAUCAUGGCAUCACCAAGUCAGCAUUUAGAGCUUUUUAAAAGAUCGGUGUUAAGGCCGGGCUGUUGUAUUGAUGGAUUUGCAUUGUGCUGUUCUGUGCUGUUCCCUGUUUUACCACAGCCUUUUAUCCAUGAGGGCAAGCUUAUACUGUGUGUAUGCUAAGGUUGGGUGUGCUGGAUUUAUUUUUUUUUUAUAUAUAUAAAAACGGAAUUAAAUUUCCACUCAAGAUACCCAAGAUGGAGUCUCCUCUUCAUCACAGAGGGUAAAGGAGAUGCUGCUGCUGUUGUACAGAGGCUACACCCCAUCUGUCAGCUCCUCUGUGGUUAACCACUCAAAACGUAUUUUCUAUGUGUGUGUGUGAGUGUGUGUGUGUGUGUGUGUGUGUCUCCGCCUUUUGUGCACGUCAUGAAAGAAUGACUAUACACCAGGAACAUUCUCAUUGAAUGCAUUAUUUUUCAACAUAGUAUUAGGGAAUUAUAGGUGAAAUUAUUAUGAUCGAGAAAUCCACUUAUUUUUAUUCAGAUGAAGAGUCAGAUGACCCGAUCUGUGCUUUGUGAGUUUGAUUGUUCAGCUGAUCAUCAAAUCAUGUCGGUGCGGCAUCCGUGUCUUGUCUUUUAUCUCCCCACCCCCCCAUCCCUUUGCGGGUGCACAAAUGUUUAUUGUUCUUCAGAGAUUCACUAUGAAGUGUAAAUACAGAAUCACAAAUGGCUAUUAAUAACCUGUACACUCCAUUGUGUUAUGUUGGUAAGACAUGUAAGCUUCAAAUGAUGCUCUGAUAUUUGGGUUGAUAUGUUCUGUUCAUGGUGUCUGUUUCUCUUCUUUUUUUUUUUUUUUUUGAUGCCUUGGAUGUUUGUUUUUUUUUUUUGUUUGUUUUUUUUAGGGUUAUUUUCCUUUAGGUCCAUAUUGGAUGGAAUCAGUACUUGGAAAACUGAAUGCACACUUUUAUGUUUGAGAGACUUCUAGUUUUCAAAGGUUUUUAUCGUGCCUCUUGGAGAUGCUAAAGAAAACUUCUCUCUCGUGAGCUCGUUUAGGUUCGACACACAGCAGUACUGCAGCUUUUCACUCACUAAUGACCAAUCCAGCUUCCUUGUAGUGGGUUAGAGUUUAAGCCGUGCUACUUUCAACCAUAUUCAUUUACAGUCGUUUUAGUGUGUUUGACACUCGAGAAGAAUAUUUACAUUUGCACAUUCAGUGUGAGCUCAUUAAACUUUCAUCUGCACAAGUGCUAAAUAAUCUGAUGGCUCCGGUGGAGCUGACACAUUACCACGUGCUGGUUUUGUCUCGGUUGCUUGUUCACGUUCUGACGAGUUCUUUUUUUUUUUUUUUUUUUUUUUAAUCACACUGGGUUUCAAGUUCCACUCGUGACCGGGAAAACUUUCCCAGCUCGAAAUGCCAUCAGAUUUCCACACCUGCAGUAAUUCAGUAACAUAAACAGUAACUGAUUUUCCAAAUUGUCCCGUUUCUGCGACUCUCUAAGGUACAUCAUUUCAGCUCAGUUGUUGUAGCAGGUUUUAGAACAAAUGCAGUCAACCAGUAUUUUUCUAUGAGUGUGUGUUGGAGCAAUUUUAUUUUCUCAAAAGUGAGUUCACCAUUAAAAGUUUAUUUUCUAGGAGAGUUUUUAAUCAGUAUUUAGCAGCUGUUGUAAACAAGUAUAUAUACAGAACACUCUAAAAUGCAAAUAAUGUACUGAAGGAACAUGUGUAUGUCAACCCCCUCUCCCCUCAUGUAUCAUAUAAAGUUAUCAAAUUGAGAUUUAUUGCAAUGUGAAUGUGAUAAAGUCCAUUUUACACCUGAA
Molecule: messenger RNA, 7306 nt
Organism: Archocentrus centrarchus (flier cichlid)
Lineage: Eukaryota; Metazoa; Chordata; Actinopteri; Cichliformes; Cichlidae
Gene: cachd1
Product: cache domain containing 1
Exons: 27
Coding region: 152-4072 (1306 amino acids)
Cellular component (GO): voltage-gated calcium channel complex
Molecular function (GO): voltage-gated calcium channel activity
Source: RefSeq, a predicted model, not a curated record